CUCCCCACCAGAGAGGCACCCCCAAUUGCCCUUAAACUAGUUCUCUAGCUUCCCAGCCAUGGCUUCCAACAAGCUCUCGGCCACCAUUCUAGUCGUCUCUCUCCUUUGCUACUCCACGGUCACUACCGCUUGCAGUGGAUGCCUGCCGGGACUGCCGUACCCGAAUCCUCCAGAGGAGCCGUACCAGACGCCACUGCCGUACCCGAAUCCUCCGGAGGAGCCGUACCAGACGCCACUGCCGUACCCGAAUCCUCCGGAGGAGCCAUACCUGACUCCUCCGGAGGAGCCACACUGGACUCCUCCACACUGGACUCCUUCGGAGGAGUUUUGCCCGAGGGACGUGUUGAAGCUCGGAGUUUGCGCCAACCUUCUCGGACUUAUUCCCAUUGCUAUCGGAUCCCCUCCUUCGCACGAGUGUUGUGCAUUGCUUGCAGGGUUGGUUGACCUAGAAGUUGCCGUAUGUCUUUGCACUGCCAUUAAGGCCAAUGUGCUUGGAAUAAACUUGGACGUGCCUAUUGCACUUAGCUUACUUGUUAGUGCUUGCCAAAAGGAAGUUCCUCCUGGCUUCGAAUGUAUAUAGGAAACUAAGGGCUCGGCUGAUCAUCUCAGUUUGUUCUGCCCUACUGCAUGUGUUCUUUAUUAGCUUUCAAGGUGUACGUGUUUCUUGUUGUUGUUAUUGGUGGGUUUGUUUUCUUUUUGCUUUCUCCAUAGAGUAAUGUGUGAUUUGUUCAAAUAAGUAGGCAAGUUUUUGCCCUAAUCAAUGUGUGUUUAUCAGAAUUAAUUCAUAUAUUUUCAGACUAUGCA
Messenger RNA from Corylus avellana, 804 nucleotides. RefSeq lists its product as uncharacterized. The record is from RefSeq and is a predicted model, not a curated record. Lineage: Eukaryota; Viridiplantae; Streptophyta; Magnoliopsida; Fagales; Betulaceae.